This is a messenger RNA of Maudiozyma saulgeensis, 453 nucleotides long. The record is from the annotation of a GenBank genome assembly. NCBI's taxonomy places the organism in Eukaryota, Fungi, Ascomycota, Saccharomycetes, Saccharomycetales, Saccharomycetaceae.
AUGUUAUCUGUCAGUUGUGUGAAGAGCAACCAAAAAAAUAUAAUGACUUCAUGGGUCAAAUCUUUAAAUCAAGUAAGAUAUAAGAGAACGAAAUCAAAGGGUAGUUCAAGUAUUACACCACAAACUCAAAGAAUUAUUACCCAAUUAAGUGUGCUAUCUGCACGUAAAAAACAACCAAAAAUGUUAAAAUUAUCAAAAGAAGAUUUAAUAAAACAUCAAACAAUUCAAACUGCUUGGAAUACAUAUCAAGACAUUUUACAAAAUGAACGCCAAACUAUGUUAAAAUUACAAUAUAAUAAAAUGGAUGAAGCCAUGACAAUAUUAAAAGAUAUUUCGCCAAAAUUAUAUAAUCAAGCUAAUAUUGAUGAAUCAGGGAAAGUAUUCCCAAUGGAAAUGAGAGUACCAACAGAUUAUCCACCAAGGAAAUUAUGGUAUUAUGAUUAUAAGAAAUGA